Messenger RNA from Phaeodactylum tricornutum CCAP 1055/1, 513 nucleotides. RefSeq lists its product with no specific name. The transcript has a single exon. Lineage: Eukaryota; Bacillariophyta; Bacillariophyceae; Surirellales; Neidiaceae. The record is from RefSeq and is a predicted model, not a curated record. The coding region runs from base 1 to 513 and encodes 170 amino acids.
AUGACUGAUGUGCAAUUGAACUAUUUGCUUUGGCACAGUGCUGGUAGCGCCGGGGUUGUCUUGCUUGCCUAUGCCGGCCUUACCGCGGAACCGCAUCUCCGGGGACGAUUCGAUUUUUUGACGAGAUUGGUUCUUUCGGCGGCUUUCUCAUUCCUCAUUGGGCUGGUUCUGGAGAUCUUGAGUGUUCUGCACGUUUGGCCUUGGUGUCCUUGCAUUUUCGAUGGAUGGGGACUGUUUGUGAAUGUGGACAGUAUUCUUGCUACUGUCUUGACAAUCGUUCUCGUGAAAGUCACCUACUUUGCGAAAGGAAGUCCGUGGGAUUCAGAACGCUGCGCAGAGACAAUAGCAUUGUCUGCGGAUGGCAUGGAGAAAGAUUUGGAGUUUGGAGACGACGAUGGAUGCUCGUCAUCGACGCAGUCUGAGGAUGCCGUCAGUGAAGCCCAGCCCGUCGUCGAUUUUCUACCCGGACGACAACUCGAAGCCGAAAUCGGAAGCCACCGCCGUGGUGUUUAG